AUGUCAGGAAUGAUCCAGCCUGGUGGCCUAGGCAACCAUAAGUUACAGCAGCAAAUCAGUGCUGUCGUUUCUGUUGCUGUUGAGGCCCUACAUGCUCGCUUCGGUAGUCUAAUAAACAAAGACAGCCAGUGUCCAGCAUAUACUGCAAUUGAUUGUUUCAAAAUUUUUAACCAUGACACAUGGCCAGAAAAUGAAGACGUUCUACUAGAUUAUGGCAGUGAGCAGGUGGAUGUUCUUCUAAAUCAUUUUCAAGAAGUACUGCAAAGAGGUGGAUGCCAGACAGACAACGUUCAAGGGGAGUGGAGAAGUCUGAAGACACUUGUAAGACAAACAUUUCAAGACAAGUCCUACAGCAGCUUGUGGCAAACUUUGUCCACCAAAGAGCCAUACAAUGUUGACUACAAGAACAUACUGCACCUUGUCGAGAUGAUGCUGAUUCUACCUAUAUCAGCUGCACAGUGUGAGAGAGGAUUCUCAGCACAGAACCGCAUCAAAAACUCCACUCGAAGCAGUCUGCACGUAUCGACCACGGAGGAUCUUAUUCAAAUCAGCACUGAGGGACCUUCUCUGGAGAGAUUUGAUCCAAGCAAAUGCGCAGAGAAGUGGCUGUCUUCAAGUAAACGUUCAAGAAAACCACACUACAAAGCCUGGCCAGCUGAAAUAUGCAGCAUCUGAUUGCUGUUCACUGUGUGGCAGGAACAUUAAUUGUGUUCAGCAGUGCAGAUGUCAAUAAAGCUUUUAAAAGGACAGUUUACCCAAAAAUGAAAAUUCUGUUAUCAUUUGCUCACCCUCUUGUCAUUCCAAUACCUUAAGUCUUUCUUUCAUCUUCAG
Sinocyclocheilus anshuiensis is the source of this 831-nucleotide messenger RNA. RefSeq lists its product as uncharacterized. The transcript has 3 exons. NCBI's taxonomy places the organism in Eukaryota, Metazoa, Chordata, Actinopteri, Cypriniformes, Cyprinidae. Gene Ontology annotation, molecular function: protein dimerization activity. The record is from RefSeq and is a predicted model, not a curated record. The coding region runs from base 1 to 675 and encodes 224 amino acids.